Molecule: messenger RNA, 390 nt
Organism: Desarmillaria tabescens
Lineage: Eukaryota; Fungi; Basidiomycota; Agaricomycetes; Agaricales; Physalacriaceae
Exons: 3
Coding region: 1-390 (129 amino acids)
Source: RefSeq, a predicted model, not a curated record
AUGGCCGAUAACUUCAACACAGAAAUUAUCCUGGGCACGAUCCGAAAUUAUGAUAACGGGCUAGGAUACACUUAUCUGAUGACGACGUCGAAGCCAGUAUCCUUGGCCAUCGUUGAAUAUGCAUCUGGAAAACCCGUCAUUGGCUUUACUCCCUUGCGGAGACAACGCCGCUUCACCGUUAAUCUUCUGCUUCUCCACUGUUCUGCGGACGACAAGACAGACGGGUUCCUUAACGUCGAGGUCACAGGAUUGAAGGAGACGUCGAAGAAGGGUAUUGGCUAUUUCCACGAGGUCAUGGAUAAAGAGGACAAGUGGAUCGUCCAACGUCUGUUUGAGAAUGGUGUUGUUCAAGCGUUUUUUGGACGCGGCAUGGUCGGUUCUUGUUGCUAG